Molecule: messenger RNA, 1674 nt
Organism: Vitrella brassicaformis
Lineage: Eukaryota; Vitrellaceae
Source: the annotation of a GenBank genome assembly
UCAGUUGAUGCCCAGCGACACCCACUGCUGGCCUGUCUGGCCGGUGACGUAGCCCAGCUGGCCCCACUGGAACUCACAGUCGUCAUUGCCCUCCUCGUUGUUGAACCCCUUGACCACCCCCUCCAGCCCGUGUUGCCGCACCUCAUCCAGCCGGGCGCGAUGCACCACCUCGCGAAGCCCCAGCCUCCUGUGUGUGUGCAAAUGCCCCGCGUCGACAGCGAAGCACUGCAGCUGCGGCACACGCACCAUCUGCCCGUCCGGCCCCCGACUCCACCCGCCCACCACCUCCCGAUUGCUGACUGUCUUGGUCGCUGCCCACUUGACGAAAUGUUCAACGGCCCCCCGGACGCGCCGCUUGAGUGCCGAUGCGUUGGUGAGGUAGCUGUUGAUGGCGGUGAGUGCGGCGGGGGGGUCGUGCAGGAAGGCCCCGAUCUUCCAUGCGAUGGCGGCGGCCUCCUGUGGUCCGAAUGAGAGUGGGGAGGGGGAGGGCGGGUGGGGGAGGGAGGGGUCCUCGUCGUUGUGGUCCACAAAGGGCAGGAUGCGCGUCAUGAGGAUGUUGGCAUCACGCUGGGGGGCGAGGGCGGCGUUGAUGGCGUCCAUGACGACGAAGGGCAGCUCGUUGAGUACAACCACGUACUCCUUCAGCACCAGCUCAUGCCGCUUGCGCUCAAUGGGUGUGGUGGGCAGCACACUCGUCGAGAGGUCGGCUCCCGCCCGCAGCAGGGACCGCACCAGCAGCUUGAGGUUGCGAAUGCCAUCAGCUGUCUCGUCCAGCAUGUCGUCGUCGUCGUCGUCGUUGUCGUCAAGCAGGUCUUCCAGUUCCCCUGCAGCAUGCCAGAGCGGCGGGGCAACAGCCUGUGCAUGGUUGAUGUCAGCGGGAGUGGCAAGACGCUCGCACAGGUAGUCCACCACACAGUGGCUGCCGUGAUAGGCGGCAAACCGCAGUGAAAAACGCACUGAGUCGGCCGGUAUGGGGUUGCCGUGGUGCACCAGGGUGUCCAUGUACUCGUAGGUGAAGGCCUUGCACAGAAGGGGUCAUGAAAUAGCUGCGUGGAGCACCGCACGGCCACUCAGUGACGGGUUAUGCUGCAGCAGCCGGCGGGCCACUCGGAUGAGGGCAUCGCCAUAGGCUUGCGAUGGCCGGAGGGGAGGGAAGACGGGAAGACGGAAGGAUAUAUUGUUGACUUGAUUUGUGGCCAACAACACCUCCACUGCCUCAAAGUUGCCCGUCUCGAACGCCACACGGAUCGGCCUCCUCCCGUCACCGGGGUGAUGGAUGUUGACGUUGGCGCCGCAGCUGAUGAGCGCCUCGAGUAUGUCCCGCUGCAGUUGGCGUGACGACCACGGUGUGAGCAGCAGGGGCGUCUUGAGGUCCGAAUCCAUCCGCCACACAGGGGGGACGCUGCCGGUCGGGUCGUCAAUCGCCAGCGACAGCAGCGGCACCCACUUGGUGCGUCGAUGGACUCCAGAUGCCUUCUCGCGGAGGCCGACCAGUGCGUCGGGGUCGGCUUCUUUGGUCUGGAUGAGUCGUGUGGCAAUGGCGGGCGUCAGCUCACGGCGCAGAAUGCGGUGGACGAGCCGCUUGGUGGCGGGGCUGGUGUUGUGCUGCCAGCAGAGGUCGAUGCCGUCAUUCAGUAGAGGCGGCUGGGCGGUGCUAUCGGGCUGCUCGGACAU